AGUUGAUCAGAAGUUUCUAAGACAGUUUACGCAAGUUCAGAAGUCGCGGUAGCACUGUCCAUUGGAGCCAGAUCUCAGGCGAAGGCCCUGAAAAUGGUCACAAUGAUGAAGUUUCGCCAGCUGUGCAGCCAUUCGUUGCUUGUCAUGGCGGUGCUUGCAGUGCUCAUCCCAGAAAGUCAAGCUGUACCUGCCUCACUGCUCAAGUUGUGUGAGCAACCGGCUCUGCGAGCCAUACUCAAGUUUUGUUCCCAGCCGGCAACAGAGGCCCCGACAACUGAGGCCCCUACAACAGAGGCCCCGACAACACUGCCGCCCUGUACAUAUAGUGAGUGGGGUGACUGGCAGGAGCUCAGCUUUGCCCGGCCAGGCCAGAAAUCCUGCCCAACAGGCUCUGCAGUCGAAGCGGAAAGACGCCGUACUCUUUCCGGGGGUGACAAAAGCUACUGCAAAGAGCUACUGGUGGAAAGAUCGCUACGCUGUCCACCAUCAGUACAAGAGCAAAUCAACUCAUUGCAGUUUGCACUCGGCGGUUCUCUAGGUCAGGAGAUCUCCAGGAAGGUCCAGGGACCAGGUGGUCGUGCCGGUCCAGGACAGGCAGGUCCGUCUGGUAAGAGUGGUCCUCCCGGCCGGCGGCCCACUUACCCAUGCUAUCCUCGACACCUUUCGCCCGGCCGACCCGGCCCCAAAGGUAGUGCCCCUAGACGUGGAUCGCCGGGACCCAAGGGAGGACCCAGCGGAUCAUCGGGACCAUCAGGACAAGCAGGACCGUCAGGACCGGCUGGCCCACCAGGAGGAUAUAGACCCAGCCGUCGCUGCCCUCCCACCUCAGAUUUUCGGCCAUGGCGACCGGAUGUCACAUGGAAAUCAUUCCACAGUGGCCCCACUACUCCCGGUCCAGACGUGACGAGAGAAAUCGUGCUGGUGCUCGAUGCAUCUGGCAGUGUAGGACGAUCGGCCUUCAACGACAUGUUACAGAAUCUAGGGGAUCUCCUGGAAGCACUCUGCACCAACUUCACUCAGGAGAAUGCACCAUCAAACUACCGCUUUGCAUUGGUCGUGUAUGGCUCUGCAGUGCAUGAGGUUUUCAACUUCCACCAUUCAAGCCUGGGACAUCUUAACAAGGAGGCCAUUAAAGCCUCCGUCUUAGCAGCGGAACAGUUCUACACUGGAGGCCUCACUGCAACUGGUCCUGCCCUUCGGUACUGCUACAACAAUAUCUUCACCGAAUCAGCCGGCAUGACGGCGUCCAACAAUACGAUGAGGAGAGUCUUGUUGAUCACGGACGGUAGAAGUAACAUAGGCGAGUCGCCCCGACAGGUUGCCCAGGACCUCAAGUUCGACAAGAGAGUGGAGGUGUUUCCCGUCGGAGUCGGCAACAACGUCAACUUGCAGGAGCUACACAGCGUCAGAACCACCAUAGGUGACUACAACACGCGCCUUAUACCUCUUAUGCUGGUGAGCGACUUCACCUCGUUUGCCUUCAUAGUAGAUGCGGUCAAGCAGGAAGUCCAGGAUGGUCGGAAUUUUUGUGGUAAUCCCUCCAUCUUCAAAUAACACUCCACAUCUUGGCCUUCUCACAUCGCGUAAGCCUUUGAUAUCCCAAGAUCUCUUUAACCAUUAUUAUGACUCUCAUGUAGUUUCAUGUUUUGCCAAGCAUCAAUUUCAACAGCUGGUGUUUGGUAUCUUAUUAUACGGGCAUUUCACCUCCUUUUGACCAACUACUAAUAUAUAUCCCAUCUCUCCCCCCCCCCCCCCCUCUCUGCACUAGCAAGCAGGUCCACGGACACAGACACACAUGCACAACAUAAACCAGCGCACACAUUAGCACACACUCGUGCACCCGCUCUGGUGUAGCUGUUAUCCUCUGUCUGUAAUAUGUAACUACCUGCAGAUUGUGCAAUUGUAUCUUUGCAGGCAUGAGGUCAUGACAUCCAUGUAUAGCGACCAAAAAUUCAUCUUUUGUUGCCUAGUUCCUUUCACACUCAGCGCCGGUUAUAAUCCUUAUGCUCAUCCUCAUUUUCUUACUAUAUAUUUUAUACCCUGCAUAGUUAUUGUUAUGUUAUGACGUAAUGCCGUACAACUUUAGCUCUACUGUGUAUGCAUGCACGCAUAUCUUUGAAGGUCUUCUCUGUCGUUUUUUUAAUACAGAUUGAAUCUUGUCAGUUUUUCUACUUCGUAUACCGGUAUUCUAACCAAUAAACUACUUGUCUCUUGUCUACCGAACCUAACAUGGCGCAGUGAACUACUAGUAACCUGAGUACGGAAUAUUUGACAGCCUGUAGUUGUCCGUGAA
This is a messenger RNA of Sycon ciliatum, 2293 nucleotides long. RefSeq names its product collagen alpha-1(XXVII) chain-like. The transcript is spliced from 2 exons. Bases 94 to 1554 code for a protein of 486 amino acids. The record is from RefSeq and is a predicted model, not a curated record. NCBI's taxonomy places the organism in Eukaryota, Metazoa, Porifera, Calcarea, Leucosolenida, Sycettidae.